GGGAGGGAGGGCUACAAGAGUGAGGUAUGCUGACCACUGUGGGGUGAAUUAGGAAGUCUUAGUCUUACCUUCCCAGGCUACUGCAGCCACUGCUGCUUCUCUAGCAGCAUCUGCUCCAGCAGGAGCAACCCCAUAGCUCGGCAUCCUGGGAGCCAACCCUGGUGCAAGGCUGCCCCUGCCAUAGCAAAGGCUCCUGGGAGGUGAUUCUGGCACUUUUCUCUGCCCAUAGUCAGUACCUGGGACUGGUGCACCACUUGUCCUGCCCUAGUUACACUACUGAAUCACAUCGGGGCAUGUGCCUGGGGCUCUUUGACAACACCUUAUGUCAGGUAACCCAACUUCUUUCUUUCUUCUGCUACAAACUUCCUGUGCUCCCUCUCACCAGCAGCCUCUUCUGAGCCUUUUUAUGCGCUCAAUAGGACAUGUAUGCCCAUGUGACAUAUUGCAUUCACUGUACAGGCAAUGUCAGAAUAUCCCUAUAUGUGAUGACUCUGAUGAAGGGGUGCUUCAUUCAUAUUGUAUGGGUUAUAUUGGGGAUGCCUUCUUUGCAAUGGGUAGUUUGUGUAACCAGUGACAUUUGAGUAGGUGAGAUGGAGUACUGCACCCCUGCAGUAUGCACAGCAGGUAUCUCACCUGUGGGGCAAUGGCUGCUCACCUGUAUGAAGUCCCUGCUCUUUGAUGUGCUUACAUACCGUGUGGUGGGUGAUUGCAUGGGAUUGUGCACUGGCUGCCACUCAUCUAUGAUAUGUGUGGUGAGGGCUUACCUUUGUGAAGAGCAUGUGGAAGAGCCCUACCUGUGUUGAGGAGCGGAGCCCCUGCAUUCAUGAAAUGUCAUCUGGAACCUUAUGCAGGUCUGCUGCAGGUCUCUGAGCACUUUGAGCUGUUGUAGAGCCACUACUGAAAGAGUGAUUCAUAUGGGAUGAGGGAGCAGAGAUCUCCAGAGCUGGCUUUGGACCUAUGCAUCCUGCCACAGUGCAGUCUUGUGUGCUGCUAGGGAGCCCACAGGUGUGGAAGGGAUGAGUUGUGAGUUUGCAAUCCAUGAGUCCCGUGAUGCACUGGGACAUCUGCUAUAGCUUGGCUUGGUUACUGAUUUUGGGAUGUAUCUGAUGAUAGGCAGCCCUGGGGGGCAUGGGCUCUGAACUGUGAAUACACCUGUUGGUCCUAUUUUUCCUGAGCUAUGAGGACCAUUUACUGAUUCUGGACUGUUCCCAUUCUCUUAAAGUGGAUGGGAAUGUGUUCUUGUGGGAUGCCCAGCUUUUGCUGGCCACUGAAUCAACCCCCAUGACUACCAGCAAGCCUGGGAGUAUAGCUGUAAAGAAACAAAGUGAAUGUGCCAUUCCCUAGGCCAUUGGCCUGCCUUUAGUUACUUUCAAAGGAUAUCUGCUCCCCCUUAAGUCAUUGGGAAACCUGCUGAUUUCAGUAAUGCACUCUCAGGCUGCAAAUAUCCAGUGGCAUUGUAGAUGGUCAGAGCUUCCCCUGUCAGAGGUUCUGAAGGUUAGUCACUUCACCUUGACUGUUUUAUGACUGGCUGUGAAAUCCCUUGGUUUUUUGUCUUUAUUUCAUGAGAGCUUCUCUUACUUGAGGACAGUAGAAGCUGUAUCCACCAUCUCUCCCACUUAAGCAUAAAGAAAAGAUCACAAGCCAUCUCCCCUCCUCCCUCUCAUCCUGGGCAGGGGUUUUGCUCUGGAAGAGGGUCUGGCAGUUUGUCUCUGCCAUCAUAUUUUCGGGGGUUGCCAUCAUGGCUUUCACUUUCCCUGAUCAGCUCUACGAUGCCAUCUUUGAGGAGGAAUCGGUCAACACCAAGACUCCCAUCAGGCUGUAUGGAGGAGCCCUUCUCAGUAUCUCCCUUAUUAUGUGGAAUGCCCUAUACACAGCUGAGAAGGUCAUUAUCCGUUGGACUCUACUUACAGGAGCCUGCUACUUCACAGUACAGUUUCUAGUUACCACCAUCACCCUGGUCGAGAGCAGCCGAAUAUCCACAGGUGCCAUGCUCCUCCUUGUCAGCCUGGCUAUCUUCGUCCUCAUCAGCAUUUACUAUUAUUACCAAGUUGGACGCCGGCCCAAGAAAGUUUAAUUCCCAGGGCUUCCUGGGCUGGGAGUGGCAGGGGUCUGUGUCGGUAAUUCUGCAUAAUUUUCUGGUAGUCCCUUUUGUUCGAAAGCAACUUCCUUCUCUUUCCACUUACCGGCAUGAAUCGGUCUGUAAACCCAGUGCUGGUGCCAUUACUAGACAAGGUGAAGGGAAGGAUCUGAGACACGCAGGCCCCUCAAUUCCUGUCUGGAGAAGGCAAGUGAAUAGGUUGAGGGAGGCUAACAAGGUGUAAAGGCUAGGCUGGCUCAGGGAAAGGGGCUGGUUUUACUGAAGAAACUGGCCAUUAGGAAUCACCGCUCCAAAUCCUUUGAACAAAGCACAAAAUAGAAAUAGCACAUUGAAACCAAAUCCCAAAGGAGAGAAGGACCCGAGGAAGCCAGCAAAGGACUCAUCUCAUCCCUGUCAAUCCUGGGCCCCUUAACUGGGGCCAUCACUCAUAUUCCCCUUUUGAGUGAGCAUAUUUCAGGUAAUCUAGAACCAACCCAGGCCAGUGUCUUGGGGUGGCACUAAUUGGAUAGCUCUUUCUGUGGCUGGGUAAUUUUUCUUUUUUCCCUAAGGAAAUACUACAUGGUAUAUUUAACCUGGCAACAGGUGUUAUGGAAAUGCAAGCAGGAGACACCUGAUUAGACACAGAGAAACAAGAGGAAGACUCAGUCAUAUUCCCUCUUUUAUCACAGACCAUCUGCAGUUCUAUUAAAACUCAGAGCCAUGCUACCUCCAAACCUAAAGCCAAAGGGAUCUCUACAGAAGAAUAUGGAGCAAAAGGGUAUUGCUGUUGUGGUAAAAGAAAAAUAAUACUUGAGUGUACUGGGCAAGAAAUGUGAGAUGGAGGCUGAAGAGCUCCAAACAGGCCUUAUAGCCUGAAAUUUCUCUGAGCUGGUUCUGAUGAGAAAAUUCUCCCCCCCACUAAAAUGUCCAGCUUCUACAGCUCUAUUAGCAAUAGUGAGCAUUGUAGUCUGUCCCAUACCAUUUUAAACACUGUCUUCUGACCAAGAUGCAACAGGUUUGAGCUUGCUGGUGGAGCUGCACCUUUGUUACCAAAAAGGGGGAGGGAGCAGAGGAAAGCCUAGCAUAGAUACAGCUUAGACUGGAUAAAUCAUUAGAGUACUUGUAGCAGGGAACAGUCUUGGUCUAGCAUGCUGAAGGACCAGCUAAGCUAGGUCUCCUGCAUCCCUAACACAUGGGUAUCAAGUUUCUGUUGAUAUCUUUAAGAGGAAGGACCAAAUUCUGAGGCACUCGGCUUCCAGGGUCCUAUUCGACUGGGCUAAAGAGUGGCAAAGAAGGGGAGAUCUUGCCUUUUCCAGAUAGACCAGACAUAAAAGGACCUCAGUGCCCAUUCCCUCCCUUCUCCUUCCAAGGCCUAUCAAGACCUGCCCUGGUUCCACAGCACUGGCUCUUCUACUUUUUCUAGUGACCAUCCCAAUGAAGAAACUACUCCUCCACACAUGCCUAUACUUCUCAUAGUACCAUGCUUCUCCUUCUCUACCAGACUGAAUCAAGGAAGAUUGUAUAUAUGAAAUGGACUUCCUAUUUAUGCACCAACAUGAAGAGCUGUUGCAAUAGACUAGUCUACGAAUGGAAAAAGAAUUGACCAACCUAGGAACUCCUAUUUGCUGGGACCUAGAACAGAGUUGUAAACAAGAAAGUUAAGACUGCUGCCACUGCCAUGGUUGCUAAUGUUGCUAACACUAAGGGAAUUUUUUUGUGUGUGCAUAAAUCAGAAAAAAAAUGCCGUGGUACAGUUAACAGGGACAUCUAGUGCACAAUUGUGGUACAGCUUCCGUACAGCGUAGUAUCUCCCAAAGACUAUUUCUGUUACUUGCUUUUAGUAUUUACAAGCAUCUGCAUGAACUUGGGACACCAUGUACGUUGCACUUCCUGGCCAUACAAAGUUUGUGCAUCAAGUAGAAAUGCUAAAAAUAUUUGAGUUGGUGAUAUAUGUGAUGAUUAAAAACCUGUAGAGAAUGAUAGAAUCUGGAGGCAGAGUCUAGUUGGAGGUAGAAGUCUGAAGAAUCGCAACCUACUUGCCAAGGCUUCUUUCAAGUGCUGCCCUCCAGCCUGCACAGGGGAAGCUACUGAAUAGCUAAAAUUCCAUGUUGUCCUCAGAUGCUCAUGCCCAACACUGAACUUGUAACUCAGAAGCAUCUGGCUUGUUGGGGUAAUUUUAUUUUAGCCUAGUGAGCAGGUGAUAGGAGAGCAGCUUUCUUACUUUGGGGACAGGGAAAACCAAAGUGCUGCCCACAGAGUUCUGCAGAUCAGGCCAGGCUGGAUGGCACUGCUCUACUCAAGAUGGAGUAUUGCAUGCAUUGACCAAUGGUCAUUCUUUCACACCUGUCACUAAAUUUGGGCAGUUGCAGCCUGCACAACUGCAUGUUCAUUAAGUGGAACAUAUUGGCUGUAGCUGUUGACAGGGCCUUUGGAAAAGCAAAUGUUGGAGAUUCCCCAUCUUUGGAGGGAGAGCGGUAUAGAAGGUUAGACAUGGGGAAAGAAAUACUGGCAGUAUGAGAAAGGUAGGUAAAGCUGACCACAGCAAUAGAGAGAAUGUGGUAGAAAAUGGGGACUGUGUGGGUGAGCAAGAGGAAAUAUCUUCUCACUGUCUCUCAGGGCUGAUGUAGGAUUAAUUCAGCUAAAACGGCAUCAUCUGAUUGGGAAGUAUCAUUUCAUUACUCAGAAAUCACCAUCAGGUAGGCCAUGGAUGAGCUUCUGUUGCAGUGGUGAAGCAUCCUGUAUGCUCUGCUGGCCAUUGAACAGUCUAAAUCUAGUUUUAGUUUCUGAAGGCACUGAGCUCAUCAGACACCCCAAGUCCCUCUCUGCUUCCUGCACAGUGCAGGUUUCUCUUUGCUGAAUUUUCAACUAUGUUCAACUCUGUGGAUAGUACGAGCUUUAGAUCUAUUCUCUUGUGUGCUUGCUGCCCCCUCCAAAUGCUCAGUGACCUGGACAGAACGCAGGAGUACAGACUGCAGCUCAUCGGGGGGGUGGGGGUGAUUUGGUGCUAGUCAGGAUGAAGUCCUGCUCCCUAACAAAGGUAAAGGACAUGGGAUGGUGAAUCAGGUGUGUGUCUAAGCCCCAUUACAUUAAAAUGCUUUUAUUUUAAGCUUGGUUUCUAAAUUCUGACUUGACAUGCUGUUAUUGUCAUAUACUCUAGUGCUGUCAUCAUCACCCUUAGGGAGAGCAUGAGCGAGAGGACAUACAAACACGCAAGCCUGUGUGAUUCUACUAAAUGGGAAGGAGUUCAUGCAAUCCUCUCUGCCUGGCAGUCAUGACAUAUUAGCUGAAAGAGAGCCUCCAACACUAUGUCUAAGUGACCCUAGAAGUGGCUGUGAGAUGAAUUUUUAGCAGCUGAUGGAUGGCCUCCAUGGCUGAUUUCCUGUGGCUGUUGCCAGAAAGCUGACAAGCCUUGCUGGUUGCCUCCUUGGCUUUGGCUAAAAUGGGGAAUUAGGAGAUUGUGUAACAGAAUUAAAUGCUUUGGCAAGAAUAAGUCCAGUUCUAGCCACAGCUGGGAUGAUGUGUGCCCUUUGCUCCACCCACUCUAAUGACAAGUUGGGGUUGGCAUGGCAAUUUUUUGCUGAGAAAUUGUGUUUGCUCACAUAUGCCUGGCACAGGUUGUGCCCGGGGGAACAAUAGAUAACAACUAAGAGGUACUGUAGACUGGUAGCCAAGCAAAGAGUUUGGAGUUGAAAGCACCUAGACUUUAGUCCCAACUCUACUACUGAUGACCUCAGACAAGGCAUUUUUCCUUCAUGGGCAUGUUUUCCCAUCUGUAAAAUCAGGAGUGUGGGCCCAGUUCACCUCCUUGGGAAAGGAUGAGAAGUAAAGGAGGUACAUGGAAUAACAGACUCUUUGUACAGCCCUGUACAUUGCUGAGAGGAGUAUUGUUUUCUGAAGGCUUGUGUACUGCAACAGAGAUGGGCCUAGAUUUAUGUGGCUGGUUUCUGCAGCUGCCCCUGCAGUGGGCAGAAACAAAACCUGUCUUUGUACAAUCCCAGAAUUAGUUACCCUCACCCUCAGUGAAGUCCAGCAGAUUUGAGCAGUUGGUAUAAAGGAGAAAGGGUAUCUAUUUCCAGUACCUGUGUCUUAGCCCGUCAGCUUUUUCUGCCUGUUAGGUGUGUUGGCUUCCGUUUAUACCUCAUCCUAGCUGCUGUAACUGAGUUUAUUCCUCCUCUGGUGAGAAAGUGACUGUACGUAAGCUAAAAUGAACCACCACCUAAAUAAGUGAAAAUUAAAAACGUGCCACUUCACUGUCA
Alligator sinensis (Chinese alligator) is the source of this 6333-nucleotide messenger RNA. It is a transcript of the gene TP53I11, whose product is annotated as tumor protein p53 inducible protein 11. The record is from RefSeq and is a predicted model, not a curated record. Lineage: Eukaryota; Metazoa; Chordata; Crocodylia; Alligatoridae. Bases 1739 to 2074 code for a protein of 111 amino acids. The transcript has 5 exons.